AUGAGUUCUUUGGGUGGUAUCGGUGCUCCACAUUUAAAGAAUUUAAUUGCGAGAUUUAGUUUAGUGGACAUCUGGCGAAAACAACACCCGACUGAUCAGCAGUUUACGUGGCAAAACAGGCUCGGAACGAUUAAAUGUCGCUUGGACAAAUUUUAUAUUUCAUCUUCGCUUGCAAAAGACUAUGACAUCGAAAGUACUAUUGAACCUUGUCCAUAUUCGGAUCAUAAUAUAGCAAUUAUUACGUUGAAAGUGGAACGCUCAAGUAAUAACGUUGGUCCUGGAGUUUGGAAACUCAAUUCCUCCAUUUUGAAUGAUACGACUGUUCGGGAUAAAGUAGUGGCAUUCUGGAGCGAUUGGCAGAAAAAGAAACAAUACUUUAGUAAUGUUGGCGAGUGGUGGGACACCGGUAAAUCAAGAAUCAAAUCCCUUCUCAUCAAAUGUAGUAAAACAAAAUUGAUUAAAUCGAAACAGGAACGGGCUCGAGUAUUAAAGAGAUAUCGUACAUUGGUUGCAAAAGAUAACUUAUCGGCAAACGAGGUUGAGGAACUCGACGCAGUCAAAUCUCAAUUGGGAACAAUUGAUUUUCAGCGAGUUGAGGGCAAUAAAAUCCGAUGUAAAGCGAAGUGGGUCGAAGCAAAUGAACAGCCUUCGAGGUUCUUGUUUCAACAAGAGAAAAAGCAAGCUGUCAAGAAAACUUGUCCGGCUUUGCAUACGGCUGAUGGGCGCAGGGUAACUGACCAGGAAGGUAUCAUGAGCGAACAGGUUAAGUUUUAUAAAACUUUGUAUUCUAAAGUACCUACGGACAGUGCUGCACAAGAUCGCUUGCUCAACUUAUUAGAGCGAAAACUGACAGACGAACAACGUGACUCGUGUGAGGAUUUGUUUACUGCGAGUGAAUGUUCAGCGGCCUUAAAGUCAAUGUCACGUGGUAAAACGCCCGGUUCGGACGGCCUCCCAAAGGAGUUUUAUAUCACAUUUUGGGACAUGUUGCGGGAGGACUUUGUCGAGAUGGCGAACAAUUGCAUUGCAGAUGGCAUAAUGCCUGAAUCCCUGCGUCAAGCUAUGAUAUCACUCCUGUACAAGAAAGAUGAUCCUGAGUUAUUAAAAAAUUGGCGUCCAAUUUCGCUGUUAAAUGUGGAUUAUAAAAUAAUUACGAAAGUUCUUGUCAAUCGAAUGAAACCUUUAAUGUCCACAGUGAUCGACCCCGACCAGUGUUGUGCCGUACCUGGCCGUUCCAGCGAAGAUAAUGCCACCCUCCUUCGUGACAUUUGUGAUUAUCUCGAAAUUCAUUCUCAGACAGCGUGUGCGUUUAUAUCUCUUGACCAAGAAAAGGCCUUUGACUAUGUUGAUUGGAAGUUUCUUGAUAGGAUACUUGAGACUAUGAACUUUGGCCCACAGUUUCGUUCUUUUAUCACUUGCAUUUAUACGGACAUUCAGAGUGCCAUAUUAUCAAAUGGAUACGUGUCAGAAUUUUUUAAUGUUCAACGUGGUGUUCGUCAGGGCUUCCCUCUGUCUCCACUUCUAUUUGUGCUCGUCGCAAAGGUGUUUGGUCAAGCCAUUCGUAAAUGCCCGGAAAUUCAAGGUUUGCGUCUUCCCGGUGGCAAAGAAGUCAAAAUCUCUCAGUAUGCUGAUGAUAAUACUUGUAUCGUUACAAACACUUAUGGAAUUUUUAAGGUUUUUGAUGUAUUUGAUGAAUACGGUCGAGCGUCUGGGGCGCGACUCAACAGAACUAAGUCAAAAGGUCUUUGGCUGGGCAGAUGGCGCUGUCGCACAGAUUCUCCAUGUGGGUUAGAGUGGGUUAAUUCUCGCCUUAAGAUUGUCGGUGUUUAUUUUGGUGACGAAGGUGCGUGUUUGAAAUCGUGGGAGGAAGUCUCGGCAAAGUUCAUCGCGGUUAUCAAGAAAUGGGAAUCGCGGUUUUUAACUUUACGUGGGAAAGUAACGGUGCUUGAUAGUUUGGCGGUCUCAACGAUCUGGCAUGUCGCGAAGAUUUACCCUCCUACUCGUGAAAUGUUAGAUUCCCUCCAGUCCCAAAUAUGGAAGUUUGUCUGGUCCAAAAAACCGGAAUUGGUACGUCGCGAAACAUAUAUGUCGAAUUAUGAUCAUGGUGGUCUUCGAGUCAUCCACCUCGACAUUAAAAGCAAGACGUUAUUAAUUGGGCGGAUUUUCUGA
Messenger RNA from Paramuricea clavata, 2169 nucleotides. Lineage: Eukaryota; Metazoa; Cnidaria; Anthozoa; Malacalcyonacea; Plexauridae. The record is from the annotation of a GenBank genome assembly.